This is a messenger RNA of Pollicipes pollicipes, 1499 nucleotides long. RefSeq lists its product as uncharacterized. Lineage: Eukaryota; Metazoa; Arthropoda; Thecostraca; Pollicipedomorpha; Pollicipedidae. The transcript is spliced from 3 exons. Bases 123 to 1124 code for a protein of 333 amino acids. The record is from RefSeq and is a predicted model, not a curated record.
CGCGAGGGACGGAGGGCUGCCAUCGUCGUGCGUUAAUCGGACGCACGGCUGCCACCGUCAUGCGGUAAUCGGACGUACGGCGUUGCCUCGGAUCCUCUGUCGUCUGCAGUGUUCUCAAAGCCAUGAUGAGACGUUGCUUGCAAGUCUCGAUGACGUCGCUUGGGAACGCGCGCGGUGCGUUCGUUCCUCGAAAACGACUGCUGCUGCUGCUCCUGCUGGCUGGCGGCGGCGUUCUGUUUGUCCUGUCGUCCCCCUCACUCAAGAUCAAUGACCGACAAGACAGAUCCGUGUCGGAGGACUGCACCGGCUGCAGCGCGUGGGACCGCGCCCGCGCCGUCGAAGCGCUCUCCGGCCUCCAGGUGUACCAGCAGCUGGCUCGGGCGCUCUCGGAGGCCAACCUGCGCACGCACUGCCGCCGGCUGAUGCAGCCGGGCGGCAAGUGCUUUUGUUCGGGGAAUGACGGCGGCCAGUGUGAAGUGGUCGCCGCCAUGGACGGCAAGAAGCCGGUGUGCCUGGACGCGGGGCUGCUGCCGGAGGGCGAGCCGUGCCUGGUCUAUUCGUUCGGCGUCAGGACCGAUCCGUCGUUCGAGGUCGAGAUGGCGCGCUUCGGGUGCGAGGUGCACGCGUUCGACCCGACGGUGGCCAAAAUGACGUCGCUGCCGGCGGGCGUGCAGCACCACCUCAUCGGCAUCGACGGACGCACGUGGACGCACCGCACCGCCGAUGGCCGCGAUCUGCCGCUGAUGACGCUCGACGACCUCAAGAGCGCGCUGGGCCACGAGGGCCGUCGCAUCGACUACAUUAAGCUGGACGCUGAGGGCAGCGAGUGGAACGUGCUGCAGCACCAGCUGACCGCCGGCGGCACGGCGCUGCGCGGCACGCCGCAGGUGGCUAUCGAGUUCCACCUGAUGUUCCCGCACGGGACGCUCAGCGACAACCCGAGCUGGCAGCACCAGCUGUUGGAGGAGGACGCGCGCCAUCAGCUAAGGACGCUGCGCGCGCUGGAGACGGCCGGGUUCCGGCUUGCCACGAUCAAGUCCUUCGGCGAGUUCCCCGGCAUCGGCCUGGCGCACGCGUAUGAGACGCUCUGGAUCCAGCGCGAGGGGGGCGACGAGGGGACCUAGUGGUGGGCGCCGGGCUUAGUCAUAAUGCCGAGGUACCAGUCCGAGCAUGCCGCUUCGAGUCUUUGGUGAAUCCCUCCAAGGUUGCUUGAGUCAGGGCUCCAGGUCGAGGCACUGAGAUGUUGAAUCUUGCUUCGGUCCAUGCUCCAGUGCCUUGAGUAUGAAUCCAAAUCCGAGAGAUUCAAUUACACUGGUCAUGAGUCCGAUCUCGGCCCUGAUUCAUGAAUGCCAUUCCAAGAAGAGCAAUUAAAUGGAGUUUAGAGUCGACUACGAGCCCAUCACGAUAUUACUCUGUCAUGAAUGUUCUAUGACUGUAAUGGUCUAUACCUGCAAUGCUGUGGUUGCUCACCACUCAAAACAAUCAGCCAAAGAGCUUGA